CAAAAAACACACUUAACGUUUAGCCCACAACUCAGACCUCAGAACCAAUUUAGCUAUGGCGAAAGUAUUCCUCAUUGGGACCACCGGCCAUAUUGGCGGUGCGAUUUUGCAGGCCAUCACCACGCGCCGCCCGGAUAUUGAGAUUACCACGCUGGUGCGCAAUGAAGAAAAGGGCCGCCGGCUGAAAGAGCGCUUUCCAUCUGUCGAUCCGUUGAUAGGCGACUUGGAGAGUACGGAUGUCAUUGAAUUCGCAUCCAGGGACGCCAACAUAGUGAUAAACACGGCGCCGGACGUAGGCCAUGAAGGCACCAUAGCCGCCAUCAAGCGCGGCCUCUCCUCGCUGCCCAGAAAAGGCUGGUACAUGCACACGUCGGGGGCCGGGCUGAUCUGGAGCGCGCCGGACGGCACCUACUCGGACAAGAUCUGGGACGACGUAGCCGACAUCGAGCAGCUCACCAGCAUGCCGGACAGCGCGAUCCACCGCUCGAUCGACCGGGCGGUCUUCGCGAGCGCGCCGCACAUGAACGUCGCCAUUGUGUCGCCGACGUUCGUCUACGGCCUCAGCCCCGCCGCGCACUACCCGACGCCCAUCACGGUGCCGGAACUCGUCACGACGGCCAAGGCCGUCUCGGCCGGCUAUACCAUCGGCGUGGGCGGGAACAAGCAGUCGUUUGUGCACGUCGACGACCUUGCAAACAUCUACUACGCGCUGCUCGAGGACGCGCUCAAGGGCGCCGACUCGGAUCCCGCGCUUUGGGGCCCGCAGGCUUACUACUUUGGUGCCGGCAAUGAGGAGCUCACGUUCAGGGAGUACAUGCAGGCCGUCAUGCCCAUUCUCAAGGCCAAGGGCGUCAUUGCGUCCGACGAGAUCAAGGUCAUUGAUUCGAAGAAGGCGGCCGAGGCCGUCUCGGCCAUGUCGGGCGACGAAACGUCGGCCUGGACUGCGUCUAUCGCCGACAUGUUUGGCGUGAAUAUGCGGUGCCGAGCGGCUCGGGCGCGGAAGCUGCUGGGCUGGGUGCCCACGGGGCCGAGGGUGAAGGAGACGCUGCCGGAGGUGCUGAGCGAGUUCCUGAAGAAAGAAGGGAGGCGCUGAGGCUGUCGAGGUUGUUUUUGUUUUUCCUAGCGGUGUAAUCUGCAAC
Molecule: messenger RNA, 1139 nt
Organism: Aplosporella prunicola CBS 121167
Lineage: Eukaryota; Fungi; Ascomycota; Dothideomycetes; Botryosphaeriales; Aplosporellaceae
Exons: 3
Coding region: 56-1093 (345 amino acids)
Source: RefSeq, a predicted model, not a curated record